Moneuplotes crassus is the source of this 1515-nucleotide messenger RNA. The record is from the annotation of a GenBank genome assembly. NCBI's taxonomy places the organism in Eukaryota, Ciliophora, Spirotrichea, Euplotida, Euplotidae.
AUUGGGGGAAACAAGAUGAAGGCGAAUCUAUAUUCAUGCUCAUCUCUAGAGAAAUUUAGAACCAAAAGUUAUAAAAAAGUCAAGCUUUCUAAAUAUUCUACGAACCACAAACGCAUUUUAUACAAGAGAGCUCUCUGAAGGAGGAAGAAUGACUUGGUAGAGACCCGUCGAUCUAAGUACAAAAUGUCGAAUAUUUUAAAAAGGGAUACCUCCCAGCCUCAUAAUCUUGAUUGGAACCAACCCCAAGGUGAUAAGUGAAGAGACAAUGAAUCAAGGAGCAAGCCCUAUAUUGACCAGGACUGCCUGAAAGCAUCUAUCUGGAACAAGCCGGAUGAAGACCCACGGUUUAUUUUAAGAAUAGGCACUUCUAAAAUUAGGUCUCACUCAGAAGAAAUCAAAAUUAAAAGUCAUGAAGAUAAAGAAAUUGAAAAGGAGCAAUUUAAACUCUAUCUCCAUGAAGUUGAGAGGCGGUUCCGGAAAAGCAAGAUCAAAGGGUAUGAUUUCCUAAAGUCGCAGAAAUUAAUUAAAAUUUCAAAGGUCAAAGUAAAGCUUCCCUCCGUGAACAAAGAGAGGUCUAGGAAGAGAGUCACACAGUCGAGAAAUCAUAUUGCAGAGACUUAUAUUAAGUUAAAAGAUUCCUUGGGAAGAGGAAAGACUCAUAGGAAUAAAAAUCUGAGUGAAAUAAUGGGAUCCUCACAAAAUAGCAGCAGGAACGGCUAUGUCAAUUACUCUAUUAACAGUUUUGAAUCAAAUAUGAAGAAGAAUUUGAAGAAAAGCCGAUUAAAGAAGAAAGUGCUCAACUCACCAAAUAUUUACUUAAAACACUCUAUCUCUUCAGGAAGUUUUAGUAAGAAGCGGGCUUAUGAAAAGCCAAUCUUGAAGCACAUCAUGAAUGCACAUCAAAAUCAAAAUAAGUUUAUGGUAGAGAGGAAGCAAAUUAAUCUGCAUACCAAAGUUAAUAAGAAAGUUAAGAAAUCAGAUUCCUUCACCAGAACUAAAGUAAAGCCAACUCUGAAGUCCAAGGCUGGAUUUUUAAGGAAUACUCUUACUUCAGUCAAUUCCAGGAAUAACUUAAGCAGCCAUAACUUAUGAAAGAAUAAAACUGGGACUCAGAAUAGUUUUACUAGCAAAUAGCACCUUAUCUAGGAAUGGCCUUUUGACAAACCGAAGUAUGAACCAAUCUGGAAAUAUAACCACAAAGAAGCGCAUAAAGCUGACCAAGGACAAAUCCGCUCAUUUUCUCUACAAAGUAGUCUCACAUAACCUUGAAUCCCGCAACAAAGCACUCCCAAAACCUCUAACCUCCCGUAAAAAUCCCUACAAGCACACCAAAACCCUCAGCAGAGGCAUCCCCUCUCUCUACUCCUCCAAGCCCAAACCUUCCAGCUCCAAUCCCUCCUCCUUCCUCAUCUCAAAGUUCCUCGGCUCUACACUCCCUUCCAUGCCUACGCACAAAUUCUCUACUGUCUGUAAAUCCAAAGCUAAAAUAUCCUAAAAUUUUACCUUUGUUCUGCC